Molecule: messenger RNA, 1079 nt
Organism: Physcomitrium patens
Lineage: Eukaryota; Viridiplantae; Streptophyta; Bryopsida; Funariales; Funariaceae
Source: RefSeq, a predicted model, not a curated record
UGAUUGUGAAGCAUUGUUGCGAAUUCACGCCGCAGAAUUUCUCCGUGUGAUUCAUUUACAAGCUACGUUGCUGCAUUUUUCUUCAACGAGAAAGCCACGAUGAGCAGCGUCAAGGAUCUGCGCGAGGCGCGUCGUCGGAAGAUUCUGGAGCGGGGGAAUGAUCGCCUUGCAUUCAUCACUGGACAGGUCAAGGCUCUGUCGCCUGCCGAACCCAGUUCUGUUGUUGGUGUGCGGGGGGAAUCCGGCCUCAAGUCGCUCUCCAUUGCUGGCGAGCUUCCGUCUUCCAGCGAAGAUCCUCUGCCUACGAGUAGCCCCUUGAAUGUCCCGAACGCUAUCCCUGAAGAGAGCACAAGUGUUGAAACUGAACUGCACUCACCUGAUCCUGCUCCAGCAGAGGAGACUCCGUUACUGUCACCUUUGAUUUCUGCACCUGCAUCUUCUACCCUCCAGCAGAAAGACAUUGCCCCUGCCACUAAGAGUAGGGUUGUCUCCUCUCCGAAGAGCAGGUCGAAUUUUGAUUACGCCACCUUAGGCAAAUCAAUUGACCACAGUAUAGCGAUUCGAGCAAUUCUUUCAUUUUUCAUCGGGAUUUCUCUAGUGUUUCAAUGGGCAUAUUCAAAAUGUCAGCGUACAGGAGCGUUUGGAAGCCAGCGUUACAUCUUAAGCUGGCCAGUAUUCUUGGUAAUUAUCUCUGAUCUCACUAUAGUGGUUGCUGCUCCUCUCCUGGGUUUUAUUAAAGUGCCCCCUGCUUCUGUCAAAGGGAAUCCUGCCGACAGGGGAGGUUUGGAAGCUCUUCGAGAUCCAAAGAUUGAACAGAUGCUGGCGUUUACCUCGAACCUAGAAGGUGCGCUAGACCUGGGUUUAUUGGUGACCAAAGCCGCUAGAGGGGUUAUGUCUGACAUUUCUCUCUAUCUCGUCACAAUGAUUUGUGCAGUAUCCAUUGCACAGCACUAUCAACCAGCUCUUUGUACAUACAUAAGUAGAUGACUACAUGUAUCAUGAACAACUGUUAAUUGUAACACUAUAUAACCUUACAUUCGAAGUAUUUUUCAUUUUUAGUGUUUUCGCCCGUCCGGCCA